UCUUAUGGAGUCUAAAAAAAACAUUUCAAUCCGAGGAGGAUUGCGACGGCGACGUGCGGCCUGCCUCUUUGUCUUUUGGUGCUUUAUUCUGAAUGCGACCGAGGCCCAAAUCCGCUACUCAAUCCCCGAGGAGAUGAAAAAAGGCUCGCUGGUGGGAAAUGUGGCCCAAGAUCUCGGUUUGGAUCUGAAAAGACUCCGUUCUGGGCGGGCCCGCAUCGUCACCGGGGAGAGCGUCCAGUACGCCGAGCUGAGGGCGGACAAAGGGCUCCUGGUUGUCCGUGAGAGGAUCGACCGAGAACGGCUGUGUGGAGACGUGACGCCGUGCAGCUUCACCUUCGAGAUUUUGUUGGAAAACCCCAUGGAAUUGCACCCCGUCACCAUCGAGGUGGUGGACGUCAACGACAACGCUCCCACUUUUGAAAAUAAUCAUUUGCGGUUUGAAAUAAGCGAGUCUGCUGCACUCGGCUCCCGUUUUAUUUUGGAGAGUGCGUAUGAUGCUGAUGUGGGGACAAACGGCGUGCAGAGCUACAUUUUGACACCGAGUGAUAAUUUUGUGUUAAAGCAACACGUCAGUCCGGGGGGAAGUAAAUAUGCAGAAAUGGUUCUGCAGAAAGCCUUGGACAGGGAACAACAGGCGCGGCUUUCACUUAAAUUAGUGGCUGUGGACGGAGGAAGUCCACAGAAGUCAGGUACAGUGAAUAUAGAUAUUAAUAUUCAAGAUGCAAAUGAUAAUGCUCCCGUCUUUAAUCAAUCCCUUUAUACAGCAAAAGUGAUUGAAAAUGCCCCAAAAGGGACCCUCGUUCUGAUUGUGAAUGCCACGGAUGCUGAUAGUGGCUCAAACGCACAAGUUACAUACUCAUUCUCAAAAUCAAAAGCAGGAAUAGCAGAUUUGUUUAAAAUCGAUGAGAUGACAGGAUGUAUAUCUGUAGCAAACCAAAUUGAUUAUGAAAAAGAUAAAAAAAUUGAAUUUAUGGUUGAAGCCAAAGAUCAAGGUGCAUUAACACACUCCAGCAAGGUGGAAAUCGAAGUCGUGGAUCUGAAUGACAAUGCCCCCGUCCUCAAUGUGAUGUCCUUCACGAGUCCAGUUUCAGAAGACUCCCCGGCCGGUACCACCAUUGGCAUCAUUAAUGUGAAGGACCAGGAUUCCGGCAACAACGGUCACGUGAGCUGUGUGAUCGAAGGCCGCGUUCCAUUUCGGAUGAAGUCCAGCUUGAGAAAUUAUUUCACCUUAAUGACAGACGCCGAUUUCGAUCGCGAAAGUGUGUCCGAAUACAACAUCACAGUUGUUGCGUCCGACGCCGGCUCGCCCCCCCACUCCACCAAGAGAACUUUUCAUUUGAAAGUUUCGGACGUCAACGACAACGCUCCUGUGUUUACAGUCAGCUUUUAUCGCGCCAACCUCGCCGAAAACAACUCGCCGGGUGCUUCUGUGCUGAGAGUGAGUGCCAAAGACCCGGACGAAAACCAGAACGCUCGUGUCUCCUACAUGUUGGAGCCUGGUGAGAUCGGGGGAACUCCCGUUGCAGAAUUUGUGUCCGUCAACGCCCAAAGUGGAAUUAUCAGCGCCGUGCGCUCCUUGGACUACGAGCAAAUCAAGCGUCUGGACUUUGUGGUGCGAGCGCAGGACGGAGGCUCCCCUCCUCUCUUCAGCAACGUGAGCGUGGGCGUCCUGAUCCGGGACCAGAACGACAACGCCCCUCAGGUCCUGUACCCGGUCCAGACGGGCGGCUCGGGGCCGCACGCCGAAAUGGUGCCUCGUUCGGCGGACGCGGGCUACCUGGUGACGAAAGUGGUGGCGGUGGACGUGGACUCUGGCCAGAACGCCUGGCUCUCCUACAAAGUGCAGCAGAAAUCUUCCCCCGACAGGGGGGCGCUGUUUGAAGUGGGCCUCCACAAUGGAGAAAUGCGAACCGUCCGCCAAGUGACCGAUAAAGAUGCCGUCAAACAAAGACUGACCGUCGUAGUGGAGGACAACGGGCAGCCCUCUCGUUCGGCUACGGUGGUGGUUAACGUGGCGCUGGCGGACGGCUUCCCCCAAGUGCUGAGGUCGGAGUUCGCCGACGAGGACGAGCGGGAGGCCGACGAGCGGCUGACUUUUUACUUGGUCUUGGCUUUGGCUGUGGUCUCCUUCCUCUUCGUGGUCUGCUUGCUGCUCAUCAUAUCGGUCAAAGUGUACAGAUGGAGACUUCGGCGUGAAGCGGCGGAGACGCGUCUGUACGGCUCCAACCUCCCCGUCAUUCCGUAUUAUCCGCCGCGCUACUACUCCGACUUGGGGACGGCGGGGACUCUCCCGCACGUCUACAAUUACGAGGCCUGCGCCACCGCAAAAAGUCACGUGACGAAUACGCAAGCCUGGUGA
Molecule: messenger RNA, 2359 nt
Organism: Syngnathoides biaculeatus (alligator pipefish)
Lineage: Eukaryota; Metazoa; Chordata; Actinopteri; Syngnathiformes; Syngnathidae
Product: protocadherin gamma-C3-like
Biological process (GO): homophilic cell-cell adhesion
Cellular component (GO): plasma membrane
Molecular function (GO): calcium ion binding
Source: RefSeq, a predicted model, not a curated record